Molecule: messenger RNA, 570 nt
Organism: Capsicum annuum
Lineage: Eukaryota; Viridiplantae; Streptophyta; Magnoliopsida; Solanales; Solanaceae
Exons: 5
Coding region: 1-570 (189 amino acids)
Biological process (GO): response to wounding
Molecular function (GO): serine-type endopeptidase inhibitor activity
Source: RefSeq, a predicted model, not a curated record
AUGGUAGAGCGGAGGUUGAGAAAGAUAGUGCCUAUUUUGGAGAAUCAAUUUGGAUUUAUGCCUAGUCGAUCGAUGACUGAGGCAAUUCACCUUGUGCGGAGGCUGGCGUAUGACAAGGUUCUUGGGGAGGUUCUGUGGAGAUGCUUGGAGGAGAGAGAGAUAUCAGUGGCAUACAUCCGUUUGAUUAAGGACAUGUAUGAGGGGGCGAAGACUCAGCCUAUCGUUGCACAAGAUGCGAUAGUCACAGCAAAUGAUGGGCUAACCGAAGUCAUAGAGCUUCCAAUGGCAAAAGAAAUUGAAGUGGAAGCAUCACGCCAUUUUCCUCUUUGUGAUCGAAAGAUUAGAUCGCCAGAACUUGUAGGGAAGGAUGGGAAGGAAGCAAAGGAAAUAAUAGAGAAAGAGAACACAAAAGUUAAAGCUUUCAUUUUACCUGUUGGCCAUCCAAAGCCUCGUAUUAUUGGCUGUAUAGUUUUUGAGUCAUUUGGUCUUUAUCUGUCUGUGUUGGUGCUAGGUGGUCUACGGCUGACCCUCUGGUCAAAGAAAUUUAGAAAAGAGAUGAAGAAGAAGUAA